AUGACAAAUCGAGCCUUUUGUUCUGUUACUGUUCUCCUUCUGAUAUUAACAUUUUGCCACUCUCAAAAUGUAAAUUAUCAAUGUAACUUCGACAAUGAUAUGACAGGUAAUUGUCAAUUCAGACUAACAUCAGGAGGAGCUAAUAAUUUGGCCUUGACAAAUGGCAAUAGUUCUGGUGGCAAUCCUACUCAACCCUUAUCUGAUGUUACAGCUGUUCAAUCACUUACUAAACCUAACAAUAAACCCUGCAAUUUUCCAUAUAACUAUACACCAGGAAACUGGCAAAUGUAUUUUUGUCGACGCUAUUCUGCUACUAAUUAUUCUUGUCCAACGAAUUCUGGUUUGGGACAAUGUGCUAUGGGAAAAUUUGCCGGCAUAAGAGCAUCAGCUACUACUGGUGCAUAUAAUCAAACAUAUGUAACUGAUGUUAAACAAAGCUCAAGUGCUAUUCAAUGUCUUGAUUUCUAUUACUAUAUACCUGGAAGAACGAGCAAUCCUAAAAUACAAGUAGGAUGGAAAGCAGGUGCAGACACACAACAAAUAGUCCAAUUGCCAGCACCUUCAGAAAACAGAUGGCAAAAUAGUCGGAGGAACUUUACAGCUCCUUCAUCAUCUUCUUAUCAACUUACAUUCAGAAUGAUGCGUGAUGCGGGAAGUGGUAGCCAUGUCUUUGGUUUGGAUGAAAUCAAGAUCUAUGAUCAACCUUGUGAUUCUAGUUCGACAACAACUACAUUCACUACAUCGACUACCACUACUCGAAUAGGCACAACUACUUCUGUUUUACCAGAUACGACCACUCCUAUGCCAACAACAACCACUCCCAUACUACCUGAUACGACCACUCCUAUACCAACCACAACCACUCCUGUAUUACCCGAUUCGACCACUCCUGUGCCAACAACAACCACUCCCAAACUACCUGAUACGACCACUCCUAUACCAACCACAACCACUCCUGUAUUACCCGAUUCGACCACUCCUGUGACAAUGACAACGACAUCAACAACCAUGACAGUAUCUACUACGUCUACCAAUUCCGAAUCACCUGUAGUUACGCAAGAUGUUGAAGAAACAUCAAGUUCAAAUAUUCCAGUUGUAACAACGGUACACUUAUAUAGAAAAGAAAAACUAUCAAUAUAA
Messenger RNA from Rotaria sordida, 1140 nucleotides. Lineage: Eukaryota; Metazoa; Rotifera; Eurotatoria; Philodinida; Philodinidae. The record is from the annotation of a GenBank genome assembly.